Molecule: messenger RNA, 1021 nt
Organism: Dendroctonus ponderosae (mountain pine beetle)
Lineage: Eukaryota; Metazoa; Arthropoda; Insecta; Coleoptera; Curculionidae
Product: odorant receptor 67b
Exons: 5
Coding region: 90-965 (291 amino acids)
Biological process (GO): detection of chemical stimulus involved in sensory perception of smell; sensory perception of smell
Cellular component (GO): plasma membrane
Molecular function (GO): olfactory receptor activity; odorant binding
Source: RefSeq, a predicted model, not a curated record
GUUUUGCUUAGGUGAUCACAACCAUAAUAGCACUGCUGUUCCAACGGAGCAGCCACGGGAGGAUUUACAGCCAAUAUGAGGCGCUAAGCAUGGAGCAACUACGUCGAGCCAACAAGCCCAUCUUGGCCGAAGUACGCCAACUUUUUGAUGCUGGUAUUUACCAGUUUGCGGCCUUUCUGGCUGCUGUUGCCCUUGGUUCCAUUGGAUACUUGCCAUUGAAUGAGUUCGACUAUGAACACAACGUAUGGCCGGCCAUCCAAGCCUUGAAGCUGAUCGAAGACGGUCCAAAGGCAGUAAUCUACACCAUAGCGACACUAAAUUACCUAGUCAUGCCAGGAAAAGGGUGCAUUUUACUGCUUUAUGGGCUGCACAUUAUGCAUUUGUGCUCCUUGUACUGCGUCUCCAGCAUUUUGCUCAGAGGCAAGCUGAAGGGAAUAGCGGUCAACCGUCCAGCUGCAGCUGAUCUCAUGCUGAGCGAUCAGGAGUGGGUGACGCAAGAACUGAAGAGCUGCAUCAAGCAGGAUGUACGCCUCAAGACGUUUUGCUCCGCAAUAAUUGAUCACUUUAAGUGGAUUUUGCUGUUCCAUGUUGCCCUCGCUGUGAUUAUUCUGAGUCUUUUGUAUUACAUCAAUCUGUUCCUUAACGGCGGGUACAGUCCGCUUGGAAGCCGCUGCUUUGUUGCCAUAGCUAAUAUUCUUUCAUUCACGUACAGCUACAAUUCAGAGAAUUUCCGGGAGCAGGUGGAGAAUAUCAGACAAGAAAUCUGUAAUCUGCCCUGGUACAGUUUCAACAAGUGUAACCAGAAGUUGGUUCAUGUUUUCCUCAGCAACAUGUUACAGCCUCGCUAUCUGUCAGUUGGAGGCCUAUUUGAUGCCAACCAUGAGUUUCUUGUGUUGGUGAUGCACAAGGUGUUCAAUGUCCUGACUAUAUUGUCGAACUUGGACCCAGACCGAGCGGGAAACUAAUAGUGUGAAAAUGUUCAGAAAAACGGCACUUUGUUGAAAGUAAUAUAAUCAAUCGC